GUCAAAUCUACAUAUUCUCUCUCUGAAAACUCUCUCUCUGAAAACUCUUUUGUUUCUCUUAAAAUUCUCACAAUCCAAAAUCCCAGACAUCGGUCUGGCUUUGAUCCGGGGAUUAAAUUGAAUCGUCGAUCCUUUUCUACAGUUCCUCAGGAAAAGCCUUCGCCUCUUUCUCUUUUUGCGUUUGGAUUUUGGUGUGAUUGAAUAGUGGUUUGUGUUUGACAACCGGGAAAACAGGUGAAGCGGGAUUCUGUAAAAACGACGGCGGCGACGACGGAUCUGUUGGUGGAGAGUCGGAGUAGCUCUGACUGUCUGGGAAAACUAUGGCACCCCCCUCUCAACACCUACUCGAAUAGGCCUUGCUGGUUUGGCUGUCAUGGGCCAGAAUUUGGCACUCAACAUUGCAGAAAAAGGAUUUCCAAUUUCUGUUUAUAACAGAACUACCUCCAAAGUUGAUGAGACUGUUGAAAGAGCAAAACUAGAAGAUUCACAACAAGAUUAUGAUUCAUCUGUACUGUUGAACGACCAUUUUGAUAGCCCACUUGGUUCUCCAGGCACCAGUGAUGUGUUGGUGGCAUCAAUACGGGAAUUGUUGAAACUUAUUACGGACUCUGGUUGAGUACCUCCUCAGCCUAUUAUAUUUCUUUUUAAUGGUGCUGAGGAACUUUUUAUGCUGGUAAGAUGUUUUAUUGGAUCAAUUCCACAACUGGAACUAUGACUCACCCUUAUAAGUUGUAACUUUAUGCUCAUUGUACAUAUCAUAAUGUCUGAUGGUAAUUAUGAUGAUUUCUCACAUGGUUUUAUGAUGACUCAUAAGUGGCGUGAGACCAUUGACGCUUUUAUAAAUGUGGAAGCAUUUGGGAUAGGCGGACCAGGUAGAACACCAUCAAAUCAAUACCAUUCUCAAUAAUUGUAAAAUAUAAAAGUGUGCACAUAGUUCGUUCCUACUACAUGUGCAUAAUUAAUUCAUUGGCUGUCCUAUAUUUCUCUUCUUUAAAUUGAGUGUUUGUAAUAAGAAUACAGAAACCACUUUCCAUUUCUAAUGCAAUGUCAAUCAUAUUGAUAUUGGAUU
This is a messenger RNA of Cannabis sativa, 1069 nucleotides long. Its product is annotated as 6-phosphogluconate dehydrogenase, decarboxylating 1-like. The coding region runs from base 374 to 616 and encodes 80 amino acids. Lineage: Eukaryota; Viridiplantae; Streptophyta; Magnoliopsida; Rosales; Cannabaceae. The transcript has 4 exons. Gene Ontology annotation, molecular function: NADP binding. The record is from RefSeq and is a predicted model, not a curated record.